ACUGCAAUUCAUAGUCAGGUCAUUUUGCAACGAGAAAACACAUUUUUCAAGAGAGGAAUACAAGUUUUUGUAAUACCAGAUAAGAAGUUAUAUAAUAUAAAAAGGACGAAAAUAUAUUCUUUUCUUACAAUUAUCAAUAUUUCAGUCCAAAAUCAAGCUGUAUGGUUCAAAAUGUUUCGACUUCAAAGAUGUAGCCUUGACGAGGCGACGCGAGCCGUCGAGGGUGUCUUCGAAAAAAAAUUUAAAAGAAAUUUGGGUGGCUAGCUAGCAUGCACGUGCACGAGCAGCAGAAGCCCGACGAAAUCCUUUCCCGGGCGCUUCGGCCCCGCGCGGACUGACGAACCGGCAGAGUCGGUGUAGCUAUAGCCGCGUCCGUCUUCGCGUCCAUGCAGUUUACACGGCCGUCGAACUUUCCGGCUGCGCUGCUCUGUUUUGUUUGAAACCAAUAAUAUAUCCGGGACUUGCAACUCACAUUGAGGCUUGAGUGACGUUAGAAAUAGAUCAACAUCAUGGAUGAAGAAAUCAACAAAACCUUUGAAGCCUUCAAUUCUCAUUUGGUCAAAGAGCAAGAUAAGAGAGAGGAGAUUCGAAAUGUUGUUCGUGAACUGGAGCAAACUGGAAGGGAGAUUAUGACUGUUCUAAAUGCUAUCCAUCAGGGUAGUGGAAUCAAAGAAGUUUCUCAGAUUUGCAAGAGAAGUAGGGAGCUGUUUCAAACUGUUAAAUCAAAAAUAGAACAACUGGCUGCUUUGUUCCCUGCAGAUGAAUAUUACAGGUUCCAUGAUCAUUGGAGAUUUUGUAUUCAAAGACUUGCCUUCUCAGCUUCUCUCAUUGUCUAUCUUGAAUCAGAGAGAUUAGCAACUAGAGAGGAAGUAGCAGAAUUUUUGGGAGUUACUGUCAAGAAAUCUGAUGGAUUCCACAUCGACUUAGAAGAUUUCCUUCAUGGCUUGCUAUCAUUAGGAAAUGAGUUGUCCAGACUGGCAGUGAACAGUGUCACAGCAGGGGAUUACAGCAAACCCAUUCGCAUCGCAGCGUUCAUGGGAGAGUUGAAUUCUGGUUUCAGGCUUCUGAACUUGAAGAAUGACUCGCUCCGAAAGCGAUUCGAUGGACUCAAGUACGACAUCAAGAAGAUUGAGGAGGUCGUGUAUGAUAUCUCCAUCAGGGGUCUGAGACCCACGGCUCAAGAUGCGAAGGAACCGUCCAUGGAGGAGACACCAGCACAAGGAGAGAAAUGACCUUUGAUGUAGCUGCUGGAGGAAGAAGAGUUGGGAGAAGGGACCAAUGCAUGACCAUAAGCCCAUUGCAGAGAGAGUUCCAUUUAAAUGCAACCCCGUAAAUCAAGCGUUAAUCCAGAAUACACUCAUUUCAUUGGCUGAAGGCAUAGGUGCAUUGAUUUUUGGGGUUUCCUUCAAUUGCAAUCAUUUCUGCAAUGGGCCCCUUGAAAUGGGAAAUUUUAUAUGGAUUUUAACUUUGCCAAAGUAUUAUUGCUUUUGAAAGGAGGGGCUGGAUACGAACUUUAUUAGAGAAGAAAAGUUUUAUUUGAGAGUAGAGGGUAAAACAUUAUCCUUCUUGCCUGUUUUUGUUUUCCAUUGUUAGGUGACGUUUGCUACCCCUGAAUGUGUUUGUUAAUAAGCUUUUGUUUUUAGAUAAAGCUAUCUAGUUAAUUGUAUUUAGGUACAUACUUUAGGUCCACAGCUUUGCUGCAUGCGAGAAUUCAUGGAGACUUUCCCUGAUCCUCCAUCUCGUCCAUGGUAAAAUUUGAGGAUUAGAACUGACAAGAAGCUAUGCAGGAUUAUUGCCAAAAGCCACAGUUAAUCUUGGCAUAGACUUUUAUUCAGGUACCUUAAGACAUUCCAGACUAAACUUUUGUGUGACCCCAAUCAUGACAUUUUUUAUGCCUGUACUUAUGACCAAUAUCGAAUCGUGUCAAAAUAUUGAUUGGUAGAUGGAUUCAAGCUGCCAUGUUGGAUGACAAGCAAUAUAAACCUGUGCAUUAAGCUGUGAUCAGUCAUUGUUUUCAAGGGCCCAUCUUACAAAGGGCUACAAUUAAUCCGAUCAACCUUAACUCUGUGGAAAUCCAUCAAUGUCAAUUUUUUUUUUCCAAAGUAAAUUUGUACAAUGUCCAUUAUAAACCAGGGGAAGUACACUAAUGUCUUAAUAAAACAGUGGAUGUAUGAAUAUACAGAAAAUAUUUUUUACAGACAUACAUUUUAGAUGUUGAUGGCUUUCCAUAGUUGUGGUUGAUCUGAUCAACUUUUUGUAAAAUGGACCCUGGUCUAAUGCACAGGGUUCCCAUUGUUAUGUCCUCCAGCAUGGCUGCUUGUGACGUCAUGUGGGAAUCCUCUGUAUGAAAAAAGGAUAAAGUUAGGAGUAUCAUAUAUCUUGAUGGGGAGCAGCCCAAAAAUAGUGAAAUGGCUCAUUGGCAAAUGGGGGCUCUUACCCUGGUAACUGAUAAUGUCAAAGUCUUUUUACAGCAAAAUAUGAUGUGGAGUUUUCAUUAGCCCAAGAUACUUGAUGUGCUUAUGAUACCUGUCUUUAUUAGCAGCAGGGCAAGAUGUUUACAAAUUUGCUAACAGGUUUCCACAAGCUUCUGUAAAUGAAAGCUACUGGGGUGAUUUUUUCAGGUAUUUGAAAUAAAAGGGACCGAAAUUUUUACACAGACAUCUACUAUAGAAUACUUAAUUCUUUUGGAUUUUAACUUUAUACAAUGCAUUUUAGAGGAUGGUGGCUAUGUGCUUCAAUAUGAAUGCUUGCAUUAUUUAUGGCCAUUGUAUGAUUUCAUGUGUUGGCGAUUGUAAAGACAAGCCAUUUAGAGGCCUAACAGUGAUCGUACAGAUGAUCUUAUAGUGCCCUCACAAUGCCUUGGGGCUGAUUGUACACUGCCUGUAUUGUGUGUAAGGGCCAUGUCCAUAGAUUUAAAAUAAAAUUGUAUAUCAUAGCACUAUAAACUAAAGUCUUAAAGCUGUAUGAUGAUUGUGAAUUUGUACGAAAAUUAUACAAUCAUUGUGUGCCACCCUGGAUACGAUCACCCUAGAAAACACCCUACGAUGAUCGUAGAUCAAAUAUCAAUAGGGUAUAUUAAAGUAGUCUUGCAUCAAAUGCAGUUUUUUUAAUUUGCCUUUCUUUAGCUUUCAAAGAAGCCUUCAAUUAUGGAUGUUCUUAGAUGUGGUGAAUGGAAGGUGGAAGAAAGAGGAAUACUCAUCAAGAAAAGGUAAACUUAGGCCAAUUGUUAUGAGACAAGCAAGCAUAAAACUUGCAUAAAAACGUCUAUGUAAAGUAAGUUUUUUUUAAUGAGAAUGUUAUCAUUAAAAGUAUUCUAAAACCUACAAAAAAACACAAUAGAUUUGUUUAAUUGAGUUACAAAGUUUUAUUUUAGUGUUGAUAUGUAUUUGAAGAAAUGCAUCUCAAUUCUUGAUUUCUUGUGAUGGAUGUGGGGGCAGGUUGUUCAUGACAGGCUCCACUGUGGUAUGGUGCUUUAAUAUAAUUUUGGAAAUUUGUAUUAAAUUACCAAGAUUUAUCAUAAAUCAACUGGGCCAAAGUACUAGUCUGCAGGCACUGACCCUGAAUGAAACUUUGAUCAAUAAGUGCGUCUCCACGCAAAGACUGGCACAUACAAAAUUUGCUGUUUCAAUUCAGAGUGAGAGGGCCUUCAGUACACAAAGCAUGAGUAGGCUGUACAUUCAGACCCUUAACAGCAGACUACCAAAGUAUAGUAAUAGGAGAAUUACCAGCCCAUCCUAUUUGUACAAUACACGACCACCAAUAUGAUUUAUCUCAUUCCAACUCUUGUGCCAUGAAAACACUCCCUCCCUCCUCCAGAUCAGCCUUAACCCUAACUCUCCCGGGGUAUUUUGAUUCUUGUCAUUCCCGGGGGGGGGGGGGGGGGGCCGCCGAUCGCGCAAGUGACGCAAAAAUUUGCACGCUGGUAGUGUGCGAUGUAAUCUACAAGGCUGUCUGGUAAAAUUUUCCAAAAUAAUGAGAUUUUGUUUUAUAUGAAUUAAUUAUGCUAAUUUAUGCAUAAAUCAUACUUUUUGCUCCAAUUCACUAAAUAAAGCUCCUAGAAUGCUAAUUUUUGGUAAAAAUAUUCUUUGUAGAAUUCUUAACAAUCGUAAUUAAAAAAAACUUCGGUUUGGAAAUCAA
Messenger RNA from Lytechinus pictus (painted urchin), 4137 nucleotides. RefSeq names its product translin-like. The coding region runs from base 510 to 1232 and encodes 240 amino acids. The record is from RefSeq and is a predicted model, not a curated record. Gene Ontology annotation, cellular component: cytoplasm; nucleus. The transcript is spliced from 6 exons. Lineage: Eukaryota; Metazoa; Echinodermata; Echinoidea; Temnopleuroida; Toxopneustidae. Gene Ontology annotation, molecular function: sequence-specific DNA binding; single-stranded DNA binding; RNA binding. Gene Ontology annotation, biological process: RNA metabolic process.